UCAGACUCUUCUUUAAAACACUUAUUUAGUGGCUUUAAAAUCUGAAAGAGAUCAAUAUAUACCCUGAAACAGCCACCAUUCCUAAGAGUUCAAUUAAUUUCAUCGACCGUGGCAUUUGAAGACGUCCCCCUCGGCUCUGGCGGCGCUGCCGUCCCUCGGAUUUGCCGGAUCUCAUCUCGGCAGUGUAUCGCGUGCGCGCACAAAGCCAAACUGCUGGCGGACAUUCCGGAACCGGCGAGCGCACCGCCGGUGCUGGUGCCUACGCCGGUGCAGAGAAUUCAGCCGGAGAGGAUCUCGCCGCCGAGCCGAGUGAUGAUGUCGGCCAAACCGGAGGGAAACGUUCGAGAGGCGUUGGAGGAUAGAGAUCCCAAUAAUCUGAAUCAACAUAUCCAGGUUAUAUGGGACGACAUAGUGGGCGAGCCGGAGGGCGCUCGCAGUCCUGAAUGCGCGUGGCGGCUGAGCCGAGCAUGCUUCCGAAAUGCGCGUGAUAUCUGCUACACCGCACUCGCCGUGUUGCUCGCGCCGCCCUGCGCGCUCUGCCUCGGCUGCGGGUUCGCCUGCCUCGCCUUUGAGCAAAUCUGGUGUACAGCGCCGUGCCUGCGCUGCGUCAAGAUCUACUUCGCGUCUGUUCGCACGAUGGUGCGGUCGUGUAUGGCCGCGUUGGUGGUGCCGCCCAUGGAAGCCAUCGGGCACAUAUGUCGCCACAUCAGAAUCAACCUUCGUCGUGAUGCCCCUGAUGAGCCUGAUCUCCUGGUCGUGUAGACAAUUUAAUAGUCCUGUCUGAAUUAUGAGUAACCUGUGUAAUUGGUCACCCUGUUUUAUAAAUAAUAAAACCUCUUUUUGCCUGUAUAUUAGCGAAUUAAUCCGAACGACUGUUGGUUUUAUGCGUUUUGGUACUCGAGAUUACUUUAUUUGGAAAGUUAUCUUUAAUAACGUAUUAAUGCUGUUGAUGUGUCCCAUAUUCUAAAUGGACUAAAAACGCUUUACUUAUCUAUUAAAAAUACAGUAAAAAGGCAUUUAUAAAUUUUAAAUCAUAUUGUAGCAUGAAUUGUCACAUUUAUAUUGUUUUACCAAAUAUUAUUUUGUAAGUACCUACUAAGUAAAAUAAUGUUAUCAUAAUAAUAUUAUUGUGAUCCAAGUCCUUUCAUCUAAAUUAAAAAUCUUCUGUAGGUGCUAAUUAUACAAAUUAAAAACAAUUAUGGGACCAGAAAAUAGAAUAAUAUGAACAGAAUGUAGAAUGAUAACGGUCAGUAAGCGCAAUAAGUAUGUCCCUCGUCAAAGUAUUUUCGAAAAAAGAAUUUAUAUUUAGUGACUAAAAUAUAGAGAAAAUAAUAAUAUUAUGGAAUCUUAAAAAAUAAUACACAGAUACCAAAAGUGCCUUCACAAGAUUAUUAUAUUAUAUAAUUGACUGUAUUAUAUUACGCAAAAUAAGCACACUAAUUUGUAUCAAUUACCUAUCAUUAGGCACAUAAAGUUGAAUUGUAGAGUGUGGCUGUGUCAUUAGUUUCUUAAUUUAAAUUUCAUUCGAAACUGCCAUGGCAGUGGUAAAUGACAGUGAUAGACGUGUUAAAUAAACUAUCUUCGUU
Molecule: messenger RNA, 1586 nt
Organism: Manduca sexta (tobacco hornworm)
Lineage: Eukaryota; Metazoa; Arthropoda; Insecta; Lepidoptera; Sphingidae
Product: caveolin-3
Exons: 3
Coding region: 313-762 (149 amino acids)
Biological process (GO): caveola assembly
Cellular component (GO): caveola
Molecular function (GO): molecular adaptor activity
Source: RefSeq, a predicted model, not a curated record